AUGAUCGGUCAGUCCAACUACUUGGCCAUCGUCGGUGGAGGAAGACAACCCAAAUUCCCCCAGAAUAAGCUCGUAAUCUGGGAUGACGCCAAACAGAAAGCAGUCAUCACUCUCGAGUUCCGCACCUCCGUCCUGGGUGUCCGUCUGUCCAAGUCACGCAUUGUCGUUGCUUUGUUGAACAGUAUCCACAUUUUCGCUUUCUCAACCCCACCUCAGAAACUGUCCGUCUUCGAAACGACGGACAACCCCAUGGGGCUGGCCUGCCUAGGACAGAAAUUGAUUGCCUUCCCCGGUCGAUCGGCUGGACAGGUCCAGCUGGUCGAACUCGAAACCGGCAAUGUCAGCAUCAUCCCCGCUCAUAGUUCACCACUCCGGGCCAUGGCGUUGAGCCCCGAUGGGGAGGUGCUGGCAACGGCGAGCGAAGUGGGUACACUUGUACGAGCAUUCUCCACCAGCAACUGCGCCAAGAUGGCUGAACUACGCCGAGGGGUCGACCAAGCAGUAAUAUUCUCCCUGGCCAUUUCUCCUUCCAACAACUUGCUGGCGGUUACAUCAGACAAAUCUACCCUACAUAUUUUUGACCUUCCACACCCCCGCGCGCUUGCGCACCGCAGCCCGUCUCCGUCCGAAGAAGGACUGAACCAGAAAUGGGGCAUCCUGGGGAAGAUUCCGUUGCUUCCCAGAGUAUUCUCCGACGUCUACUCCUUUGCCAGUGCUCAUUUUGAAAUGGGCGAGGAAUCUCCAACAGGUUUACUUCACGUGCCACCCCUGGGCACCACGCUGGGGCGACCUCUAAAAGGAGUCAUAGGCUGGCUCGAUGACCGGACCAUCCUUGUGAUCGGGUCCGGAAGAGAUGGCCGUUGGGAGAGGUUCGUCCUCCGUGAGGGGGACGACGGCAAGCGCUAUUGUGUAAGAGAUGGCUGGAAACGGUAUCUAGGGAGCUGA
This is a messenger RNA of Aspergillus terreus NIH2624, 945 nucleotides long. Its product is annotated as phosphatidylinositol-3,5-bisphosphate binding protein HSV2. Gene Ontology annotation, molecular function: phosphatidylinositol-3-phosphate binding; phosphatidylinositol-3,5-bisphosphate binding; protein binding. Gene Ontology annotation, cellular component: extrinsic component of membrane; cytosol; phagophore assembly site membrane. The transcript is spliced from 3 exons. The record is from RefSeq and is a predicted model, not a curated record. Bases 1 to 945 code for a protein of 314 amino acids. NCBI's taxonomy places the organism in Eukaryota, Fungi, Ascomycota, Eurotiomycetes, Eurotiales, Aspergillaceae. Gene Ontology annotation, biological process: nucleophagy; protein localization to phagophore assembly site; autophagy of mitochondrion.